Molecule: messenger RNA, 1178 nt
Organism: Paramecium sonneborni
Lineage: Eukaryota; Ciliophora; Oligohymenophorea; Peniculida; Parameciidae
Source: the annotation of a GenBank genome assembly
AUGAAUUUAUCAGACUCAAAUCCCUAUUUUACCUUAAAAGCAAUCAAAUGGGAAGGAUAAACUAUAUAGAAAGAAGUUAGAUAAUGGGAUUAAGCCAAAUAUAGAUUUCAUAAAAUAAACAUUGGAAUCAAAUUUACUUAAGAUAAUUAAAUCAUCUAUUCGAAAAAUCAAGCAAUCUUGAGAAUGUAAUUUUAAUUAUAAGUUAAAAUAAAGAAUAAAGGUACAUGAUUUUUUUGAGAAUCCAUAAUUAUUUAAUAAUGUGGAUUAAAUCCACAAACUUACCUGGUAAGGUUAAUAUGAUAAAAACAGAAAGAAAGAGGGUAAAUGGGUGGCUUUUUGGGAUAAAUCUAUAUUAAAGAAUGUUGGUGGAUACUUUAAUAAUGGAUAGAAGCAAGGGUAAUGGAAAGAUUUAUUUAUAAAUUAUUGUGAGUAAGUAAUUGUUAUUUACAUUUAUGAAUAGUUAAGCAAAAGUUGUUGAAACUGGAUUAUAUUUUAAGAGUCUUCGAAUUGGUAAAUGGAAUUAUAUUUUUAAAGAUAUUAAAAUGUAAUUAAUUUAUUAACCCUUAGAAAUGGUGGGUUAUACAAUGCUAAUGGUUAAAAGUAAGGCAAAUGGAUUGAGUUGGAUGAAAGGUUUUGUAAAUAUAAAUAAGUCACUUAUAAUGGUGAAUAUAAUUUUUAUGGUAUAAAAGUAGGUAGAUGGGAUAUUAUGUAUAAAUAUGUUGACAAAUAUGGAAUUGAUAGGGAAUAUAAGUAAAUGUAAUUAUUAUAUAAGUAUAAGGAAUACAAUUAUUAUAUUAUGUGUGUAUCAUUAGUGGUGGCGGAACAUAUGAUUAAAAAGGAAAUUAGAUAAAGAUUGGAAAGUGGAUAGAAUUAGAUGAAGAUUUUACAUUUGACAAAUAAGUUACUUAUAGUGGUGAUUAUAAUGACAAUGGAAAGAAAGUGGGCAGAUGGGAUAUUAUGUUUGCCAAUUACGGGGUGACUUAAGAUCAAUAAAUGUAUAUAUAUUAGAAGUAUAAGAAAUAAUCAAUAAUAUUUGUAUUUGUUUUAGUGGAGGUGGUUUAUAUGAUUUGGAAGGAAAUUAGAAAAAGAUUGGAAAGUGGAUAGAAUUGGAUGAAGGGUAUUCUUUAGGUUUUGUCGAUUCAAAAGAAGUAAAAUAUAAAGGUGAAUAUAAUAUGAAU